AUGGCCGAAGCUGUCAGACCAGAAUCUUCUCAGUCCAAGGCUAAAACAAAGUCAAAGGUCAAAGUUAAAAAGGUUAAAGAAUAUGAAGAGAAAGAAAAGAUUAAAAAAGAACUGUCUAAGAAUUCAGUCGAGGGUCUAAUCAAUUCUAAUAAAACACAAGAAAUAUCGCAAUUGGAAAAUAAAGCAGAAGAGCUUUCAUAUGAAGAUACUCCUGGUUUUGAUACAAAGUCUGCAGGCCCUAUCUCAAAUCAAAAUGAAGACACCAACUUAGUUCCAUUAAGUACCAUUGAAAUGUCUGCUGAUGCUGUUACGGUUCCUGAAGAUCAUAGUGAAUUUCCAGAUAAUGCUGUAGGUGAUGGUGUAGUUACUUUACAUACUAAUGUAGUUCCAUUGGAUGGUAGUGAAGAGAAGACAUUAGAAAGUGUACCAGAAACUAAAAUUCCAGAUGAAAUAUUCUCUAAUAAAGAAAUCUUGGUUCAAGACUCAGACACAUGUGAUGUUGAACCUGUGGACCAGCUGUCAGGGUUUGUAACAGCACCACAGACAUCUGAGGCCCUUUCUGAAGUGACUCUCAGUGGUGAAAUACCAUCAGACAGGGAAUCAAAUUAUCAAGAAAUCCACUACAAUCCUUUGACUUUAGCAGAGAGUAAUGUUUUUAGAUUACCAGAAGAGGCAGCUGUUCUCAAUACUAGUGAAAAAUCAAUUUAUCCAGACUUAAGUCAUCUCUGUGAAGAUGGCAUGUCAACAAAGGACAAUGUAUUGAGCACAGUCACUGAAAAUGUUGAAUUAAGAGUUACUGGCCUUGAAAACAAUACCGGCACUGCUGAAAGUACCAGUACUGUUAUUGAUUCUAGUGCCCCUGAUUCUGGUGUUCAGGCUGUAGAAUAUAGUGUUAACACUGUUGUUACCAACGAUACAAUCGUGAUAACUGGUGAAAUUACAAAUGAAGCUAGUGGUCUCCUUGUUACUGAUGAACCUAUUGUUAGUGGUAUUACUAAAACUAGUUACAGAACUGUGACAGCUGUUGAAGAUAGUGAUUUAGUUCCUGCAGUUGCCACUAUCAGUGAUUCUGCUAACAUUGCGUCACCGAAAGUCAACAUCGCUCAAAUGACAGAAAAUCAAAACAUGGUUGUCAUAAGUCCUGAACAGAUCUCUGCUGCAAUCAAACUACAUUGUAAUCAAAAUAUAACAUCAUUAUCUGAAAGGUAUAAUGAGGAUGUUUCAAGUCAUUUAGAAACUGACACUGCUCUUGUGAAACCACUAGAAAGCUUAGUUCAUGAAAUGGCUCAUUCUUCAAUUGAUUCAGAUGACCUUACUGGUCAAUUUGAGGUUAUCAAUCAACCCAAAAUAGAAAGUGAAAGUAUAUUUACAGAGCCUCAACAUGUCUCACUAGAGGAUGUACCUAGUGAAGACUAUACAUCAUUUUUACCAGAUGAACAAUGUAUGUUCCCACAAUCAAGUGUUCAAUCAAAACCAGUUAGUGAACAAACCCGCCGUGUUCAUAUAGUUAAAGAAGCUAUAUGUGAUAGAUUUAAACCCAUGACAUUUGAACAGUUACAGUUGUUAUAUUAUAAUCCUCAGUUAGUUCAGAGUACAGCAUUUAUAGAUCAGUUCAUUGUUUCUGAAGGAAAGAAAGAGAACCAUGAAUUUCAUGAGAUAUUGUGGAACUAUUUCCGAGCUAGGAAGAAUUUAUUGAAUGCUGAAGAAGAGAUUAAGUUAUUGCAACAUAAAUAUAGUCAGUUACAAGAAGAAAUGUGGUUAAUACAACCACAGUCAAUAACAGCCCAGGGUCAAUGUGGAGAUAAAGCCAAAGUAUCUAAAGUACAUGUGUAUGAGAAAUGUGAACUAAAUGGAGAUAGUUUAAAGAAAAUGAAAGAGAUAUUGGAUAAUACAAGAGAUAAUAUUGUCAAUAAGAUAUCUCUGUAUGCCUACUCUUCACAGUUAUCUAGACUACAGGUUGAAUCCUAUAUUUAUUCAUUAUACCAAUCAUGUCCUGUUAUUAGAGAUCUACCUAAAAAUACUCCAGUGCAAGCGAAUUUAAAACAAAGAUCAGAAUAUCUACAUCAAGUUAAUAGGUUGAAGGAUUGUAUAUCAGUUUUAUUUGGAUUUCAUAGAAGACCGUGUAGGGAUGAAGAAUUUAAACAAAAUAUCAGGAAGUGGACUGAGACCAUGGUUGGCAGUUUGUUACGUUUAGCUACAUUUGAAGAUCAUUGUUUUAUAUUAAAUCAUAUAUUAAGAUGUCCUGGUGGUAUAGGCCAGUGGGCUAGUAAAUUGAUACAGAUACCACCACCAGUAACUACGGUCGAGGGAAUAUUUGGAAGUCCUCUAUUAGAUCAUGUUGUUGUUUGUUUAGCAACUGUUUUAUUACAUCCAAGAGCUAGAGAAGAGUUUAUGGGUCAUAUGAAGUUAUCAGUGAACCCUGAUAGUUUAAAUCAAGAUGCUACCUGGAUACUAGUUGAUUCUGAUGGUGAGGAGUUUAGUAAGUAUCGUGUUAGAGCUGAUAGUUUUGGUAAGUAUCGUGUUAGAGCUGGUAGUUUUGGUAAGUUUCUGGUUAGAACUGAUAGUUUUAGUAAGUAUCGUGUUAGAGCUGAUAGUUUUAGUAAGUAUCGUGUUAGAGCUGGUAGUUUUGGUAUGUUUCUGGUGAGAACUUAUAGUUUUAGUAAGUAUCGUGUUAGAGCUGAUAGUUUUGGUUCGGUGCAAUAUAGUAUACAUGAAACCAAUGAGAGUGUAUUAUUAAAGAUAUUUGCCUUUACAACAUGUUGGAUAGAUUUAUUAGGCCGUGGUUUACAGACGUACUGUAUGUCGAGAUACAGACAAUUAAAUAAACGUAUUGGUAAAAUGAUCAGAGAAACAGUAGCUUUAGUAUCAGAUCAUUGGUAUAAUUAUAAAACAUUAAUAUUACAACCAGCCCUAUCAAUAAAUAGAUUACAGAGUGAAUUUGAUCAGUUUUUUAUGAGAGCUACUUACUGUAUAUUAGCUGCUGAGAGGCUUGGCUCCUGGCAAUUCAUGACAAACAUGCCCUUCACAUGUGUAUCAUCAGAUUGUAUGUGGCAGUUAUUAUGGAUACUGCAUCAAGGUCAAGGUCAUGAGUUAGAUUUAGAUUGUAUACCAUCAGUUGAAGAAUGUAAGACAUAUCUUAAAGAUUGUGACAGUAGAAAUCAACUGAUAGAUAAUCUUGUUAAUUUACAAUCAUCAGAAACUAUCUAUUUACUAUCAACUUUUGCUAAUAUGGCUGAAAGUAGACCUACCACUGAAAUAGACUUUAUACAAGCUAUUACUUUGGAAGUAUUUGAGAUUGCUUAUAUAUGUGAUCAUACUAGAGAAUUCUGUUCUAAAGUAGGACGUGAAUUAAUAGCUGUUAUUAUAGAUAAACAUCCCUAUACUUUCUCUGUUAUAUUACAUGCUGUACAGAGUAAUAUAAAACAGAUUGGUACAAUGUCUAUAUUUUUAUUUCGUGAAUUACCAUUACACAACUGCAUACCAACUGAUCCUGAUUUAUUAAUAUUAAGACAAUGGUUAUUAAAUUGUGAUCUUCAUACACAUGAGAACCAGUUAUCACGGUUAAUAUUAUCCUAUUUUAACUGGGAUAUUGACCAACAAAAUGGUCCAAUAUUACCACUAAGAUUACACAGACAGAUAGCAUUGUUAUUAGUAGAGGUAUAUAGGAAAUAUAUCAGUAGUAGAAAUUCUAGUUGGUUGAUAGGAGAGGGUAUAAGACAGGUUGCUUCAGCAGUGAGACAGAAUGCAACAGCAGAACAGAAGUUUAAUAAUUGGGCGUGGGAUUUAGCAUUACGUUUAAAACUACAUGUUAACAAUAUGAAUAUGACUGGUGUGAUAUCAGAGUUUAUUCCAUGUAAUCUAGAUACAGAGGAUUGGUUAUUACCUGUUGUUAAAGGAAUAAAACAUAAAAAUCCUAUAGCUUGUUAUCUUGGUCUGCUCAUGUCAACCAGAACUCACAAUGUAACAGAAUUUGUCAGUGAAGGUCUGGAUAUUUUAGCAUCAUUAGUCACAGCUAACCAGUUUAGUGCUGUGAUACAUGUAUUAAGUUCUGUGUGUCCAUAUUUUCUUUCUACACCAGCAUAUAUAGUUGAUAAUGAAAGAUUUAUUAAGAUAUUACAGUCAACUUUAUGGGCUGAUGAAACAUUAUAUAAAAUGGCUAAAUCUGUAAUUAUAUCAGAUUUUCCUGGUAGUGUUACAACACAGUUUGUCAACAUGAUACAGAAUGAUGUUAACAAUAAAAGAGAAUUAUAUCAAUGUAAUCUAAUGAUAUUGUUCUGGGUUCAUGCUAUUACUAAAAUCAAUAAAUGGUACAAUGACAGGAAUUGUUGCUAUGUGUUAGAUAAGAUAAUAGAAAUUGGAUUUACAAUAGAAGGUUUGUUACCACAGAUACAAGAUAUUAUAAUAGUCUGCUUCCAGAAAUUUCUAAAAGAAAGCAAUCAACAAGGUAUGGUGUCGUCUGUGGUCAGUUGGAUAUCGUCUGGUGUUUAUAUUUAUCAACCUUCAUUAUUAGAGAAGCAUACAGAGUUUAUAUAUCUAGCAUACCUUGUCUUAUUAGUAGAGAAAAACUAUGAGGUGCAGUCUUUGAUCUGGCCUGCUCUACAGGAAGAAUUAUAUAAUAACCAGCUGUCUACAGUUGAUCAGGCUUUGAGGACUGCUAUAGCCAAGUUGAAAUUACAACAAGCCCCUGCUAUAAAUAAAUUAAAUAUCUAUCGGUGGGCACAGCAAGCUAUUGAUACACCUUAUGAUCAUACAUUACUACCAUUGAUAUGGCAACAGUUCUUUUUAUUAUAUCUUGGCAGGAAUGCCUCAGAGCGAAGUGUUCCUCAGAGAGCCAGUGUUGGUGAAAGGUUUUUCUCUAGUUUAAGUUAUACUCCAAUGUUGAAGAAGAUGAGAAAAAGAUUAAGUGAUAGUAUUGAAUUAUUGAAGAAAGAUAUAGAAGAUAGUAUUGCUCCACCAACAGAUAGUGAUGACAAUCAACCUCCGCUCAAAAUAUUUACUCCCCAACAAAUAGAACUUAAAUUAAAGUUGUCAAAAUUAUAUAGUACUAUGGUACUAUGGUUAGAAGAACCAAGAUUACACGAUACCAAUCUUUAUUUACCUUCUUUACCACCUCAAUAUGAUGCUAGUAGAUUGUUAUUACUCUUUCAAAAUAUACAGGAUCCAUGGUUAGAGUUUGUAGAUAUACAUGAGGUAUAUCAUAAUAUUACUAUACAAGGUCAUGAAUGGAAGAAAUAUUUAAUCUGUAAACAACAGAGAUCAUCAACUAUCUCACAACAACAGCCUCAAAAUGCCACAGAGAGAAUAUUAAAAUAUCUAAGAAAAGAAGAUGGUAUUAAACCUGCUCCUAGUUUAGUUAAUCUUUAUCCAACUGUUCCCGAUAUAGAUAUUACAAUAUUACAAGAUAAAUCAGCUUUAUUGCAUUUGAUUAAUGCUGAUAUUUCUAUUAUUAAACAACAUGCCAGUUUGUUUUCAAGUCGUAUAUCUAGACAUUGUGGAGCAGAUUUAAGUUAUAUAGAUUUACUACCAUCAUUAUAUUCUAAUCAGUGGAAACAGGUAAUGAUUCCUAUUGAAUGUAAAAGUAAAGUGAAUCCUCUACAUAGAUGUUCUAACCCAGCUGUUGUUCAAGUUAGAAUUGAAGAAAGAGAGAAGAAUGAAUUGAUACAAAGGCAGAUAGAUGAAAAUAGAGCUGAAUAUAAACAAAUGAUGAUAGAAGGUCUAUUACCACCACCACAGAAUGUGUGUAUAGCUGCUGUUCAUGUUGAAAAUGCUAUCACUAAGUAUCGUGUUAGAGCUGAUAGUUUUGGUAAGUAUCGUGUUAGAGCUGGUAGUUUUGGUAAGUUUCUGGUUAGAACUGAUAGUUUUAGUAAGUAUCGUGUUAGAGCUGAUAGUUUUAGUAAGUAUCGUGUUAGAGCUGGUAGUUUUGGUAUGUUUCUGGUGAGAACUUAUAGUUUUAGUAAGUAUCGUGUUAGAGCUGAUAGUUUUGGUAAGUAUCGUGUUAGAGCGGGUAGUUUUGGUAAGUUUCUGGUUAGAACUGAUAGUUUUAGUAAGUGUCAUGUUAGAGCUGAUAGUUUUAGUAUGUAUCAUGUUAGAGCUGAUAGUUUUGGUUCGGUGCAAUAUAGUAUACAUGAAACCAAUGAGAGUGUAUUAUUAAAGAUAUUUGCCUUUACAACAUGUUGGAUAGAUUUAUUAGGCCGUGGUUUACAGACGUACUGUAUGUCGAGAUACAGACAAUUAAAUAAACGUAUUGGUAAAAUGAUCAGAAUGCUGAUAAAACUGACACAAGCUACAACUACAGAAACUAAAGUAUCUCUUCUAUUUGAUAUUGCCAACACCUUAUUUUAUCAUCUGGCUACUGUUAUUACACAAGAAACUGAUUUUUAUCCACCAACAAAACAAUUCUUUACAUCAUGUAUAGAAAUACUUGGACAAGAAUUUAUUUCAAGAGAUCCAAAACAAACUAAACAAUUAUUACAGUUCUGUUUGGAUAAUAGUAACUUAUCCAAUCUAACUUGUCAACAUUUUCAACCCAAUAACAGUCUAGAUAUAUUUGUACCAUUAUAUGAACGCUUAAUACAUGUUUUACAACAACAAAACUUAGAUCUAGUCUUUAUGUUACUUACUAAGUUUGAUGUUAAAAUGUGGUUAGAAAAGGGUAAACCAGCUAGAGAAAAUGUUAAAAGAUUUCUCUCAGUUUUGGGAUCAGCUUUGAUGUCUUGUGGUGCUGAACCAGAAAAACAGUCCAAAAUUAUAUUUGAUUUAUAUUGUGGCCAUUUACAACUGGUUUUAAGAGCAGACUAUCCUGCUUACAUAAUGGAUGUACUUAAUAUAUUGUUACAAGGUUCAUCAAUAGAAAGAUUACAUGUAGAUUGUUGGGAGAUGUUUUUGAUGAUAUGUUUCACCUAUAAUACCCAACAAACAGCAGAAGAACAUAAUUAUAAAUUUGAUCUGAAUGCAAUACAACAAUGUCGAGAUAUUCAACUUUCUACUGCAGAGGUCAGUGAAAUACUGAAUUGUUUAACAAGAUAUUUCACUGAGUCUAGAAAGGGUACAACUACCGAGAUAUGUUUAUAUGGUCUCUAUCCAGCAUGGGGAAGAUAUGUACCCUAUAUUGCUCAGUUAUUAAGUGGUUUUUCUAGAGCAUUAGUCACUAAGAUGUUGUUUAACUUGUCAGACAUCGAUCCUUAUCAAGUUUUAGAUGUGAUAUGGCAACAAACAAUAGGUGUAUUUUCAGCCUGGAUAGAACCAAUAUGGAGUAAUAAUCAACUCAUAUCACCAUGGCAUGAAGGGGAUGAUCUUGUAGCUAGUGAAAUGGUCUAUGCUUUUAAAAAUAUUAUUCAGUUUAUAUAUAAUGAAUAUGCAGAAAAGGCCCCUGCCUACUGUAGCAGUGUUUAUUCUCUAUUAUUGAUGUAUUUUAUGAGAUCAUUGGCUAAACCUGGUCUUGUUGCUCAUGUUGCCUCCACUUUUACUGCUGAACUUUUAGAUCUUAACUGGAAUUUACUCAAACCAGACCUUCAAUUAUUAGAAACCAUGACUACAGUUAAAGACAGUAGCUGUGAAGAUUGUUUCUAUCUUAUUGGUAGUGUAUUGUGCUGUGUAGAAUGGAAUGAUAUCUGGGAUUAUCAUAUUAAUCAUCAACCACCAGAUAUAGCUUGUCGUUUUCAAUCAACAUUGUUAUUGUUAUUAAUACAAAUAUAUACCUCACCUAGUCUAUUACAAAUAUAUAUAUAUACCUCACCUAGUCUAUUACAAAUAUAUAUACCUCACCUAGCCUAUUACAAAUAUAUAUAUACCUCACCUAGUCUAUUACAAGAUGAAGAGAAAGUCAGAUUAUUGAAUAACAUGGAGAAAAGAGAAUGGAAUUUUAUCACUUUAUCAAGUUAUAGACAAGCUAGUAAUGUUUUUUUAAUGUCUUCUCAACCAGCUAGUGUUUUAGCCGAAAGAUCAAGUUCUGCUGCUAGGGGACUGGGGCUAAUGAAGAGUGCUGGAUGUUUCUGUAAUGAUGUAGAAAACAUGUGGUCUGGAGAUAGACAAGCUAAAAGACAGAUGUAUAUACAUACAGUAAUAUCAUUAUUAUGUCAAUGUACUUAUUUACCUGAUAUCAACCAAGAAACAUACUCUACUGUUAUAGUUAAUUUAUUAACUGAUUUAGAACAGGUUGAACAAUCUAUUUCAGAUUGGACAAAUCAGCAAGCCGAAUGUGUAGAGUUAUUAAAGACUAUUAUUAGUUUAUUGAAUAAUUGUAAUCCUGAGGGUAAUUGGAAAGAUAUUACCAUUACUACCAUGAAUGAAUGGAUAUAUUCCUCACCUAAUAGUGUUUUAUUAAUACCAUGUUUAAAAGCUGCUACUAGAAACAUAGCCUCCUAUAAUUUAAUGGUAACUGUAAUGGAGAACUGUAUUGAUGUCAUCUUUCAUCAAGAAUCAGGAUUAAAAGAUUGGACCCCAGUUUUAACUUCAUUUCAACC
Messenger RNA from Lottia gigantea (owl limpet), 8462 nucleotides. RefSeq lists its product as hypothetical. The annotation marks the transcript as partial. Lineage: Eukaryota; Metazoa; Mollusca; Gastropoda; Lottiidae. The transcript is spliced from 48 exons. Gene Ontology annotation, biological process: autophagosome maturation. Gene Ontology annotation, cellular component: cytoplasm. The record is from RefSeq and is a predicted model, not a curated record.